This is a messenger RNA of Seriola dumerili (greater amberjack), 3162 nucleotides long. RefSeq lists its product as uncharacterized. NCBI's taxonomy places the organism in Eukaryota, Metazoa, Chordata, Actinopteri, Carangiformes, Carangidae. The record is from RefSeq and is a predicted model, not a curated record.
UGUGGCAAGAUAUGCAAGAACCGACAUGACCUGCGGAUCCACCAGGCCAAGAUGAAAUGUAUGCAGAAGGUGGUAGAGGCACAGCGCGCAGGAACUACACCUGGUGAGAUGCAGGAGGAGCCAGGCCCUGAGUCACCCCACAGUGCCCGGAGCCUCCAGGUGACGCAAACACCUGAUGCACACAGGACAUCAGAACAUCGUCGGGUGAAGUGGCCCCAAGCGAGUAAGGAGAAGGAGUGGCUCCAGUUUGAUGAGGACGCUGACACCAUCUUGGAAGCAACUGCCAAAGGGGAAGCUGGACGACGCCUCAAGACGAUGACCACGAUCAUCAUCAGCCUAGCUGCAGAGAGGUUUGGACUUGAGGAGAAGCGGGAAGCAAAAUCUCCCUACACCAUGAACAACAGAGCAAGCAAGAUCCAUCAGCUCAGGCAGGAACUUAAGAGCUUGAAGCAGCAGUUUAAGGCUGCGAGUGAGGAGGAGAGGGGGCCGCUUGCGGAGCUAUGCAGCAUAAUCCGCAAGAAGCUGAUGACCUUGAGGAGAGCUGAGUGGCAUAGGAGGAGGAGGAAGGAGAGGUCCAGGACAAGAGCUGCCUUCCUAGCAAAUCCAUUUGGAUUCACAAAACAGCUGCUAGGACAGAAGCGCAGUGGUAUACUUGCCUGCUCCAAAGCUGAGGUCGACCACCACCUCAAGCAAACCUACAGUGACGAAUGCAGAGAGCAAGACCUAGGCCCCUGCAGGUCCCUGAUCAAUCCACCUACGCCGACUCUAGAUUUUGAUGGGAAAGAGCCCAGCUGGAAGGAGAUCCAGGAGGUGGUCAGAAGGGCAAGGACAAGCUCCGCUCCAGGGCCCAGUGGAGUACCUUAUAAGGUUUAUAAGAACUGUCCAAGACUACUCCACAGACUCUGGAAGAUCCUGAAGGUGAUCUGGAGGAGGGGCAAGGUAGCAGACCAGUGGAGACAGGCAGAGGGUGUGUGGAUCCCAAAGGAGGAGAAGUCUCAGAACAUCAAUCAGUUCCGAACCAUCUCGCUAUUGAGUGUUGAAGGGAAGAUCUUCUUCAGCCUCAUUGCAAGGCGACUGACAGACUACCUCCUGAAGAAUUCCUACAUCAACACAUCUGUCCAGAACGGAGGGAUCCCAGAGUUAUCUGGGUGUCUGGAGCACACAGGCGUGGUCACUCAGCUUAUCGGGGAAGCCAGGGAGAACAAGGGGGACCUGGCUGUACUGUGGCUGGAUCUCGCAAAUGGAUCCAUACCUCACAAGCUGGUCGAAGAGGCACUGAACCGGUAUUACAUCCCAAAGAAGUUCAGAGACCUCAUUCUGGACUACUAUGCCAACUUCCACCUCAGAGUUUCCUCCGGCACAACAACCUCCAACUGGCACAAGCUUGAAAAGGGGAUCAUCACUGGCUGUACAAUCUCAGUCAUACUCUUUGCACUCGCCAUGAUCAUGCUGGUGAAAUCUGCGGAAGUUCAGUGUAGGGGGCCCCUCUCCAAGUCUGGAGUCCGACAGCCACCCAUCCGAGCCUUCAUGGACGAUCUGACAGUGACCACUACAUCUGUCCCAGGCUGCAGGUGGAUCCUGAAUGGCCUUCAGGAGCAGAUUUCCUGGGCUCGCAUGAACUUCAAGCCGGCUAAGUCGAGGUCCCUCGUGCUGAAGAAAGGGAAGAUUACUGAGUUCUCCUUCUCACUUGGCACCACCAAGAUACCAUCACUCACAGAGGAACCUGUGAAGACUGGGAGCCUGAGAGAUGCAGCCUCCAUAAGAGCGACCAACCAAGACCUGAAGACCUGGCUGGCCGUGGUGGACAAGUCUGGCCUCCUUGGCAAGUUUAAGGCCUGGAUUUACCAACACGGCAUUCUCCCUAGAAUUCUCUGGCCCCUCUUGGUCCCAAUUUCAAUGGUGGAAGGCUUUGAGAUGAGGAUCAGCAGGUUUCUGCGUAGGUGGCUGGGACUGCCGUGAAGCCUGAGCAGCAUUGCUCUAUACAGGCAGAACAACAAGCUGAGGCUCCCCAUCAGCAGCCUGAGUGAGGAGUUCAUGGUGACGUGGUCCAGGGAGCUCCUACAGUACCGGGAGUCCAGUGACCCAAAGGUUGCCCAGGCUGGGAUUGAAGUCAGGACGGGGUGGAAGUGGAGAGCGGCCGAGGCUGUGGGCGUCGCAGAGUCAAGGCUACGGCAAAGGGUGUUGGUGGGAACAGUGGCACAGGGGAGAGCUGGCCUAGGCAGUAGUAGAACACCUCGUUACGACAAGGCACAGGGGAAAGAGAGGAGGUCACUGAUCCUCGAGGAGGUGCGAGCAGGAGUGGAGGAGAGGCGAGCCUGCCAGAUGGUGGGGAUGCGGCAACAGGGCGCCUGGAUGAGAUGGGAGUAAGCAGCAGAGCGCAAGGUCACAUGGACUGAGCUGUGGAAGGCCGAACCCCAUCGUAUAAAAUUCCUAAUCCAGGCGGUCUACGACGUGCUGCCAAGUCCAUCCAACCUCUUCACCUGGGGGAAGGUGGAGACACCAGCGUGCCCCCUCUGCCAGAGGAGAGGAACCUUGGAGCACAUCCUCAGCUGCUGUCCAAAAGCUCUGGGUGAAGGACGGUACCGCUGGCGACAUGACCAGGUCCUGAAAGCUAUAGCGGAUUCCAUCUGCAGUGGGAUUAGCCACAGCAAGAGCCUUCGCCCAGUGAAGAGCACCACCUUUGUCAGAGCUGGGGAGAAGUCAGCGCCAGCUGCCUGGAACACCUCAUCUGGCCUGUUAGCAACGGCGCCCGACUAGGAACUGUCAGUUGAUCUAGGCAAGCAGUUGAAGUUCCCUGAAGUGGUUGCCAAAACAACACUAAGACCAGACAUUGUGCUUACCUCAGUGGCCUCCGAGCAGGUGAUCCUCUUGGAGCUCACAGUGCCUUGGGAGGACCGGAUGGAGGAGGCUAAUGAGAGGAAGAGGGCGAAGUAUUCUCAGCUGCUGGAGGAAUGCCGGAGCAAUGGGUGGCGAGCGAUAUGCCAACCCAUUGAAGUGGGAUGUCGAGGGUUUGUGGGCCAAUCCCUCUGCAGGGCCUACAAGAUGCUUGGCAUCACAGGGGCCAGCCAGCACAGGGCCACCAAGUUAGCCACUGAUGCAGCAGAAGUGGCAUCAAGGUGGCUGUGGAUCAGGAGGUGUGAGGCGUGGCAUGUAGGGCAGUAG